Mirounga angustirostris (Northern elephant seal) is the source of this 2835-nucleotide messenger RNA. RefSeq lists its product as uncharacterized. Lineage: Eukaryota; Metazoa; Chordata; Mammalia; Carnivora; Phocidae. The transcript has a single exon. Bases 1155 to 2030 code for a protein of 291 amino acids. The record is from RefSeq and is a predicted model, not a curated record.
GGCUCAGAGCUCACCCCAGGCCACACCGCAGGCAGGAUGUUUUAGGGACAUGCCUUCUGGACACCCGUAUCCUCGUCCCCAGAGACAGGAGCAAAUGCCUCCUGACCUCCUGACACUCUCUGUAAGCCUCUGCAGUGCUUGGAGGCUGGUGAGUCCGCGGUGAGCAGCCCCAUUUCAUAGAUGGGAAACAAGUCUACAGGAGCUCCCAGCCCAGGUGACAUGUGAGGCCAGAGCAGGGGGGUGGAGCCAGGUCUCCUGCCCACCCGCACCAGCUCCAUGCACCGCGCCCUUCCACACCUCUGGCUGGCCUCGGGAUGUCUCCUCCGUCCCCUUGCCCCUCGGCGUGCAUGUGCAGGGCUUGUGCGUGGAAAGAGCAGCUGUCCAGUUGUGGGGACUGGGAGCUUCUGCAGGGAGGGAGGGCCCCAGAUGGCUGUGGCCUCCAUGGCCCAUUCAGCUGGGUGACCGGGAUGGCAGCUACUUCCCAAGGGGCAGUUAGGUCCUUAUCUUUGAAGUGGGGGUCCUGGCAGCUCCUUCCUCAGUCUCCCUGAUCAGUACUGGGUUGAGUGGUGUAUUUAGAAGCCAAGCCCCUUCCCUUGCUUGGGCCCUUACACUUCAUCUCCCAGACUCACCACCUCCCCUCCCAUUGGGCUGUGGCUGCACCUUGGUGGCCCAGAUCAGAUGACAGGUAGCUCAGCUCUGAUCUCUUCCCUCUGUCUGGAUUUCUGCUCUGUUGUUUUCUGUGGUGAUGCUGCCAGUGGUGAUGAUGAUGGGGAUGAUGAUGGUGGUGAUGAUGGUGGUGAUGAUGAUGGGGGCAGAGGGUGCAGCAGGGGGGAUGAUGAUGAUGGUGAUGAUGGUGAUGGUGAUGGUGGUGGUGAUGAUGGUGAUGGUGGUGAUGGUGAUGGUGAUGGUCGUGAUGGUGAUGGGGUGAUAAUGGUGAUGGUGAUGGUGGUGAUGAUGGUGGCUGUGAUGGUGAUGAUGAUGAUGGUGAUGAUGGGGGCAGAGGGUGCAGCAGGGGGGAUGAUGAUGAUGGUGAUGAUGGUGAUGGUGAUGAUGGUGAUGGUGGUGGUGAUGGUGGUGGUGAUGGUGGUGAUGGUGGUGAUGAUGAUGAUGGUGGCGGUGAUGAUGGUGGUGAUGAUGAUGAUGGUGAUGAGGUGAUGGUAGUAACGGUGAUGGUCACAAUGAUGGUGAUGAUGGUGUUGAUGGUCAUGAUGACGGUGAUGGUGAUGAUGGUGGUGGUGAUGGUGGUGAUGGUGAUGGUGGUGGUGAUGAUGGUGGUGAUGGUAGUAACGGUGAUGGUCACAAUGAUGGUGAUGAUGGUGUUGAUGGUCAUGAUGACGGUGAUGGUGAUGAUGGUGAUGAUGAUGGUGAUGGUGAUGGUGGGGGAGGUCAUGAUGUUGGUGAUGGUGGUGAUGGUGGUGGUUGUGAUGGUGAUGAUGAUGAUGGUGAUGAUGGGGGCAGAGGGUGCAGCAGGGGGGGAUGAUGAUGGUGAUGAUGGUGAUGGUGAUGAUGAUGGUGAUGGUGAUGGUGGUGGUGAUGAUGGUGGUGGUGAUGGUGGUGAUGAUGAUGAUGGUGAUGGUGGUGAUGAUGGUGAUGAUGGUGGCGGUGAUGGUGGUGAUGGUGAUGAUGAUGGUGAUGGUGGUGAUGGUGAUGAUGGUGGCGGUGAUGAUGGUGGUGAUGAUGAUGAUGGUGGUGAUGAUGGUGGUGAUGGUAGUAAUGGUGAUGGUCACAAUGAUGGUGAUGAUGGUGUUGAUGGUCAUGAUGACGGUGAUGAUGGUGAUGGUGAUGGUGGUGAUGGUGGGGGAGGUCAUGAUGUUGGUGAUGGUGGUGAUGGUGGUGGUGAUGGUGAUGAUGGUGAUGGUGGUGGUGAUGGUAGUAACGGUGGUGGUCACAAUGAUGGUGAUGAUGGUGUUGAUGGUCAUGAUGAUGGUGAUGGUGGCAGUGGUAAUAAAGAUGGCAGCUAUAGGGAAAUGGCUAAGAGGAUAGACCUGGAACCGUGUGGCUUGGACUUCAGAUUUUUGCUUAUUGGGUGACCAUGGGCAAGUCACUUAAUCACUCUGGGCCUCCAUUUCCCUAACUGUGAAAUGGGGGUUGGAAGAGCACACCCCUCUUGGGGUCGGGUAGGCACUAGGUGAACCAUUCCGUGUAAGGGCUUAGCCGUGGGUUUGGCUGGUAAUUGACGCUCAGCCAGUUGCUACCCCUGUCCUGCUUGUCUCACUGCAAGGGGCCCAGAGGGAGGCCCUCUGCUCCAGGUCCCCCAGCUGGUGGUCGGGAGGUGGGACGUGAGCCCAGGCCUGGCAGGCCUGUGCCAUUACCACCGGGCAGCCUGGCCCUAGGUCUGAUCUGGAAAUAGGCAGGACAUGAUGAGCCUUGAGCGUGCCCGAAGCCUGGCCCCUGGCUCCCUUGCCUCGCCCUGUGGCAGCCUGAACGGAGCGGACAGAAAGCCAGAGCGCAGCAGAGCAGGAGGACUGGGCUCAGGCCUCCUGGGACGGACAGUCCCUGUGGGCUCAGGCCACCCAAAGGUGCAGGCUGGGACCUGCAGGGCUGGAAGAGGGCACCUCCAUUUCCAGGCCCCCAGCCCUCUCUGCUCCCCCGAGGAGGGGCCAUGCCCCCUUCCCCUGAAGGCAGACAGCAUCCCUGUGUACAAGGCUGAGGGUCAGGGUCCCUGGCAUCCCCGUCUCACGGGGGACGAAACCAGGGUGACUUGCCCACGGUGCCAUAGGCCAUCCGUGACCAAGCCAGGAUUGGAACGAGGUGCGUCUGCCUCCGAGCUGGCCCCGCACGGGCCUCGUGGUGGCUGCCAUGGGCCAGGGUGUAACCUGUGCUGGGGGUCCGUCC